Cryptotermes secundus is the source of this 1834-nucleotide messenger RNA. Its product is annotated as facilitated trehalose transporter Tret1. Gene Ontology annotation, biological process: transmembrane transport. NCBI's taxonomy places the organism in Eukaryota, Metazoa, Arthropoda, Insecta, Blattodea, Kalotermitidae. The record is from RefSeq and is a predicted model, not a curated record. The transcript has 3 exons. Gene Ontology annotation, cellular component: membrane. Gene Ontology annotation, molecular function: transmembrane transporter activity. The coding region runs from base 247 to 1665 and encodes 472 amino acids.
UUGUCCCGAAGUUAAACGUGUUAUUAACAGUUUCAAUACACAUUUCGAGUGUCUGUUUGGAAAUGUUAGUUGUUGCAAGUCCGCUAACAAAUGUAGAUUCAAACUAAGUUUGUGAAGAGGAUAGGAAAUCUGUCUUCUGAUAAUCUUACAGAAUCCUAUAUUGAAGUUUGGCAGGCAAAAUAGCGCCUAAAGAACCUAAGAAAGCUGCUCAAUAUUCAUGCGCACUAAGCUUCAAAUCAGACGGAAAUGAAGAUUGUGGAACUGAUAAGCAGCAGGUUCCUACAAAUCGUGGCUGCUCUUUCAGCGUCAAUGGCCUUCACCCUUACUGGUCUGGGAGUAGGAUGGACGGCGCCCACCAUACCGAAGCUGUUGGCUGAAGAUUCACCUAUCCCCAUGACUGCAGACGAGAGCUCCUGGAUGGUGGCAAUGUUGUCUGUGGGUUCUGUAGCUGGGGUGAUCCCCCUCGCAUACUUCAGUAACGUGAUGGGCCGCAAAAGUAUUCUUAUUUUCUCUGCAAUUCCCGGCAUUGCCGCCUGGCUAAUAAUUAUCUUUACGGCUUCAGUAGAAGCUCUUUAUGUCGCUCGCUUUCUGAUUGGUGUGGAGGUUGCAGUCACCUUUGCCAUCACGCCUAUCUAUCUGACUGAGAUCUCGGAAGUUAAAAUUCGUGGAAUUCUAAGUUCUGUUGUGCAGCUGUUUUACAAUAUUGGAGCUCUUUUUGAGUUCAGCAUGGGGCCUUACGUGUCAUACACAACUCUCGGCAUAUCAUCAGCAGUUUUUCCAGUUGCGUUCCUUCUGGUCAUGGUGUGGAUGCCUGAAUCGCCAUACUUUCUACUUCUUAAAGGUAGGGGGAGUGACGCUGAAAGAUCCUUAAUGCGCCUGCGUGGGAAAACAGACAGACAGCACGUCCAGGAAGAAUUAACAGAAAUAAGAAAAAUUGUGGAUGAAUCCCUGAAGAUGGGAACAGCUCCUGUACGUGAUCUUUUCAUGAAAAGGGGAAACCGUAGGCCCCUUAUUUUGAUACUAAGCCUUGUCAUGUUACAGCAGUUCUGCGGUCAACUGGCAAUUGUAUCUUACACGACGCAGAUAUUGCAGAGAUCUGCAAGUUCGAUUGAUGCGCAUAUCUCGGUUAUAAUUUCAGGAGGAAUCCAAACAGUUGCUAGUGUAGCCAUGUCUUCUGUGGUAGACCGAGUUGGUCGCAAACCCCUUAUCCUUUCAUCUACCGUCGGGGUUGGUGUGUCUACACUGGGGUUAGCUCUGUACUUCUACUUGGAGAGCAAAACAGAUGUCGAUUUAUCUACAGUCGAUUGGAUUCCGAUCACGUGUCUCGUUGCAUACGUUUCGCUGUUUUCACUUUCACUUGGCGUUUUGCCCUUCACAAUAAUGGGUGAAAUAUUCCUUCCAAACGUUAAGGGUUUAGCAGCGUCACUGGCACUCCUGGUGCACUCAGCCUCAGGCAUAGUUGUGACCAAAUUGUUUCAAAUUAUGACCGAUUCUACCGGAGCAGAUUCUCCAUUUUGGCUCUUCUCUGCGUACUGCUUUAUUAGUGCAGUGUUUAUUUCAUGGUAUUUGCCGGAGACAAAGGGUAAAACUUUCGCUGAAAUACACGAAUUAUUUAAUGCAGAUUCAUACCCUAUAAAAGUUAAUAAAAUGUCAAGACUUAAAUAGGUUAUAAUAAAACAAAAGACAAUGCAUUACAUUGAUCAUGCUCAGGCUGUCAUAAACAGUCACCGAGUGACAAUUAGAUACGUGUACAAGAUAUCAGAUGUUACUUACAAAGUACGUUAUGUAUUUGCAUGCCGGUAUGUGCUCUGGAAGAGCCGGUCACGGUAGCUGA